CUUAAAUUUGAGCGCUCUAGCUCUCACCGUCUCCCGUGGACAGAUAACGUUAGCUACAAAGCAAUCCGAUUUCUUUGGAUGACUUUUUCCGACCACAGAGCUAGCCUGAUGUGGUGCAGAAGGAUGCCUCAUCUCUGCGCUGCUCAGGAGGGAGGCUCAGCAUGUGAAAACUCACCGUCCGCUCUGAGAGUGUUCCUGUCUGCGAGAGAUAGGGACUGCAGUCACUGAGCUCCACGCCGCAUCGUCAAAAUGAUUAAAACCUGUCGUCCUGCCUGUUCUCUGCUAAUCCUAUUCAGAGAAACAGGGAUCAGACUCGGAGAAGAACCCUGAGAGACGGUCGGAUUUCCCCGGGAGAAGGAGAGAGAGAUUGAUGCGCAGAUUACAGAUGCUUCCUCUUUCAAACACGUUCCUCCACUCACACUUUCAGCUGGGACUGAGUGACCAUUUCGAGCGCUAGGACAAGGAGAGAUCUUCAUCAUGAAUACAGAUGUCUGGAGGUCCUGCGGCGCUGCCGACGGCCUGAGGAACGGGGACGCCAGCAGUUCCUCUCUCGCCGCCAAAGGCUUCCGAAGUGUGCGCCCCAAUCUGCAGGACAAGAGGUCCCCAACUCCGGGCCAGAUGACGGUGAACGGGAGCCUGGGCAGCCCCCUCAGCCACCUGCAGAGGCCCUUCUCCCCCCCAGGGUACCCCCCUCCACCCCCGUCUCUCAGCCCCAACAUGGCCCGGCUGCAGCAGAGCAGGAGCAUGGAGCCCUUUGAGUUCGCCUCCCUGGACGCUGUCUCCCCCGGCCACACCCACGCCAGCGCCACGCCCGUGUCCCGCCCGGUGGAGGAGAAGAAGGCAUCCGUCCUCAAGCCGCCCCAGUACACAGUCUCAGGCCCCACGGAGGAGUCUGGGGUUCCCAUCACCGUCAGAACGAUAGCGGACAGGCCAAAGGACUGGUAUAAAACCAUGUUCAAGCAGAUUCACGUCGUUCAUAAACCAGAUGAUCAAUAUGCUGACACACAUAAUCCCACGUAUCUGGUAGUAAACACAGACGGCUACAGCCCACCGAACCCGAUCCAGUCCCAUCCUCCGCCCAAGACACACACCUACCGACCGCUCUGCAAGAGCACGUCUGACAACGGCACACACGUCUUCAAAGAGCCUUCGCCUGCUCUCUCCUCCCCCUCCCCCACGCCCGCUCACCCCCCUCCCUCGCCCAUGCACCCCGCGCCCUCCCCCCGGCCCGUGGCAUCAGCGGCGCAGCCCAGACCGCGGGACCAGGACAGAGCCACGCCCGAAACGAAUGAGUGGGGACCUCCAGACAGAAAAGUGGACACUCGGAAAUAUCGAGCUGAGCCCAGGAGUAUCUUUGAGUACGAACCAGGGAAGUCCUCCGUCUUGGAGCAGGAGAGGCCGAUUAAUGACUUAAGCCCAGAUGAGAUAGAUUUAGAGAAUGAACCUUGGUAUAAAUUCUUUUCUGAGCUGGAGUUUGGACGCCCGCCUCCUAAAAAAAUCCUGGAUUAUAAUCCAGACAGCUCUACUCGAGGCUUCACAGAGAUGUCCCUCUACCCCUCGCCCACUGACAGGAUUCCGGAGCGGGCAUCCAGCUCCGCCAGUGACUACAGGAAGAGGAGGAAGUCAGAGCCGGCGGUCAGCCAGCCCCAGAGACCGCAGAGCAGCCAGACCAUCAUCCAGCCCUCCCACCCCCGCCCUGCCGAACCCCACAGGACCGCUAGCGCUCCUCGAAAACCGCUGACCAGCUCCUCACCCCCGUCCCCCUCCAGGGGGACCAAAGGUGGGGUUAUUAGCAUCAUGCACUCGCCACAUUUAGGUUGUUCAGGUCCCAACCACAAUGCCUCACAUGACCCAGAUCCCACCCGUCAUGGCGACGAGCUCUUUCCCAUCAUCCCGCUGGGCUCUAAACGGUCCUCCUGCUUCAGGAACGGCUGGCAGAGGCACCGGCAGGACGCAGAGAUCUGGAGCAGUGCAGAGGAGGCCACCUCCCCGAAGCAGAAGUCCCGGAGCUGCAACGACCUGCUGACGGACGAGCAGGAGGGCACGGGGGAGGCACAGGGCCGGUCCGAGAGCGUGGGCUCACUCACACAUGAGGAGGGGCCAGACGGAGCCCCCCGGGCCAACUGCGAGAGCCUGGAGUCCCCGAGACCCAGGUCCCGGCACCCGUCAGCCCACGACACGCCAGGCUUCCUCAAACUCUACAAGAAGAUGCACCACAUCAACCGCAAGGACCUGCUGGCCUCCGAGGUCAUCUGCUCCGUCAAGUCCAGGAUCCUGGAGUACGAGAAGGAGAAGAACGCAGGCGGCAUUCCGGACUGGAGGGAGCAGAGCGAGGAGGUGCCGCGAGACAUGGUGCCCAACCGGAUCUCGGAAUUCGAGAGGCUCAUCAAGAAAUCCAAGUCCAUGCCCGACCUGGGGAACGAGGCGCUGUCGGAGCACACCCCGGCCUCCUCCAGGAGGAGCAGCUGCCCCAAGCACCGCUUCUCCAUCGAGUCCCUCCUGGAGGAGGACCCCCGGAGCCGAAACCCGCCCGAGGGCGAGUCGCAGUGCCCCAGGGGCAAGGCCCCGGGACCCGUCCACAUCCAGGUGACGGAUGACUCACGUGCGGUCCACGCCGCCUCCCGGCACGACUACUCGGACAGCGACCAUGACGCCGCUGUCUCCGACCUCAGCGACUUCAUCCAGAUGGAGGGGUCGUCCUUCUGCAGUGAGAGCGACCUGGACCACUGCUCCCUCACCUCCUCUGAGAGCGUCUCCGGCUCCGGGCACAACCACCACCACCACCCUCGGCAACUGGUCAGCUCCUGCAAGGGACACUGCCCAGCCUCCUACACCCGCUUCACCACCAUGGUCAAGCACGAGCGGGCCAGGCAGGAGAGGAGGCAGCACCUGAAGGCCGACGAUCCCGACGCUGGCCUCUCCAAGCUGGCGUUCCUCGUCAGCCCGGUGCCUUUCCGACGGAAAAAGUGCCCGCCUCCCCAGAAGCAGACCCACAAGUCGAAGUCGAAGAACUCGAUGUACGAGGCCCUGGACUCGGCGCUGAAGGACAUCUACGACCACAUCAGGGCGGAGAAGAGGCGGGGCAGCCUGCCGGACAACAGCAUCCUGCACAGGCUGCUGCUGGAGCUGCUCCCAGACAUCCCGGAGCGGAGGUCCUCGCUCAGGGCGCUGGGCAGGCGACAGCACGGCCCGCUGCACCACCCGCAGCCCGACGGCAUGGCCAGCCACCCCUCACACCAGCCCGAGAGCUUACGGCUGCCCUACAGCGCCUCCUACCACCAGCACCUGGACUGCAACCACAACCCAGGCAACGCUAACGUGCUAACCUGCUAUCAAGAUAAGGACCCCCCCUCCAGGGGCUACGCAUAUCCAGAGGUGGGGCGACACACUCCCCAAAACAGAAGACCCACCCCAGACAGAGAAAAACAGCCAGCCAGAGCAAUAUAUGACUUCAAAGCACAGACAGCAAAGGAGAUCACAUUUAAGAAGGGGGAGAUGGUGCUCAUCAUCAGGCAGAUCGACAACAACUGGUACGAGGGAGAGAUCAGAGGACGAGUGGGCAUCUUCCCCAUCUCUUACGUGGAGAAAAUCCUGCCCACGGAGAGGAACCAGCCUGCCAGGCCUCCUCCGCCCACGCAGAUCAGAGAGAUCGGGGAAGCCGUAGCCCGCUACAACUUCAACGCGGACACCAAUGUGGAGCUUUCUCUGAGAAAGGGCGAGAGAGUGGUGCUUCUGAGGCAGGUGGAUCAGAACUGGUAUGAGGGAAAGGUCGUGGAGACGAACAAGCAGGGCAUCUUCCCGGUGUCCUACGUCGACGUCAUCAAGAAGUCCCCCAUCAAGAGCCCCACCUCCCACACAGAGCCCCCCCUGCUCCACAGUCCCUCCAGCGAGAGGACACACUCGCUAAGCUCUUCCAAGCCCUCCUCCACCUCCUGCUCCCAUCCUUGGUUCAGUACGCCCUCCCCCCCGCCCAGAAACCGCCCUGUGCCCUCCGCAGUCCCCCAGCGGGGGCAACUGCAGUCCGUCACCAACGAGUGGAUCGCCCUGACCCUGGGCAUGUCGCCCUCCAGCACCCCUGGCCCCACCCCACCCCCCUUCCCCGCCAGCCUGCUGUCCGAGCUGGAGGCCCUCGACCGCCUGGUGACCCCAACACCGGUCACUGCCUGGGGUCGCCCCCCGCCGACGAGCAGCCACCCCCCAAGUGCUCUUAAGGAGGGGCACUUCAUUCCGAUAACGUCCCCCAAGUCCUACCCAUACUCCCCCGAGCCGAGCCCCUCCCCGCUGCCCUACCUGGCCUCGCCCUCCUUCUCCUCCUCCCCCACCUCCCCAAUCUUUGACAGCAAGUAUGGUGGCAGCGGCGAUAUUUUCUCGCCCAAUGACAAGCCGGUCCUAGACAGGAAGGAGGUCAGUUUUACAGAGACGCCAUCCUCUCACAAACCCAUCGACCUAACGGUGUACGAGCCAAUCGAGGGUCCCUCCUUCAACAACGAGUCGUUGUCCGCCAAAGACCAGGAGGAGGACCUCUGCGAAGAGCUUGUGUCCAUCAUCCAGGGCAGCCAAUCAAAGGGCGGGUUUUCGCAGGAGGAGGGGUUUUACAGGCAGGCUCCAGAUAUAACUGAGGAACUCCCCUUACUGUACAUAGAGGAGGAGCCCAGUGAGAACAGCAGGUCGGAGGUGGUCUUUAAAACCAUUUCCCCCGUCCAUAGUGAAGGCACAAAACAUGAGGCUGCGGUUACCACAGGCGCCCAGCCGCGUCCAUCCUCCUCACCCUCUCACCAGCCCCACGGCCCCACCUCCCCCCCUCCCCUCCCCAAACAGUCCCCCCCAUCCCCCCGCACCACCCCUCCCCUGCCCUGGGCCUCACGCUCCCCCCCUCUCUCUGCCAAACACUCCCCUCGCCUGGAGACUAGGUCCCCCAAAGCCAAGCCGGCUUUAAAGCACGAGGUUAUUGUGGUGGGUAAACCUCCCCGUAGUCCCGUGCUGUCUAGGAGGUCCUGCGGGUCGCCCAUUAAAGGUCAAAGUUCUCUGCCGCCUCAUAGGUCACAGCGAUCGACGUACGCACAAGACGCUCUGCACUGCCAAGGAGAACCGUUCCAAGCCAUCUACAAUUACACCCCACGUAAUGAGGACGAGCUGGAACUGAAGGACGGGGAUAUUGUUGAUGUGAUGGAAAAAUGUGAUGACGGCUGGUUUGUUGGAACAUCAAGAAGAAGCAAGUUUUUUGGAACUUUCCCGGGGAAUUACGUGAAACGUUUGUAAUGUCUGAUACUCACUGGCAUUCUUGACUGUUCAGCACAACCACAGUGGAUGUACGCAGCUACGGAGGAAGGGACGUCACAGAAUUGUCUGUUUUACACUAAAAGAUAACCUUUAGCUAUAACUAGCCAUCUUCAUAGAAGACUAUUCCAGCAAUCUUUGAAGUUUGUAAUUUAUAUUCCAGUCAUUAUCUACGGCGAGUGUUUGAAUUCCGUCAUCCCCGGAUCUGAAGGAAGAAAAAAAAAAACUGCUUCCGUGGUCUGAGGAUAAUCGGUGCACCGUGUGUGUCAUUUAAAAAGUAUUUCAGCGUAUUAUUUGCUGGCUGUGUCUGCCGAUAUGCAAGAAGUGGAAGAGAGCGAGGUGUGAACGCUGUUUUGCGCGAUAUGACUCAGUUUCGGUUCAUGAAUUAAAUCCAUGGCAAGGCUUGCCUUGUUGGCACACGGAAAGAUUAAAAAAGCUACGGAGAUACCAAGUGCCCUGUUGCCUUUUCCUUCAUGUUGGGGUACGCCGUCACCGUUCUCUGCGCAAAGGGAAGGACUGCCUUGCGUCAUACAGAAACGGGGUGCAGGAGCUGAAGCUUCGUGGACAGAGACUGAAGCAGUAUUGCAGUGUCGUGUUAGUGCCAGAAAAUAUGGUUUCCUGGGAAACCAUUUAUAUAUACGAAUACUCUAUUUGACUUAGAAGAGUGGAUUGCAGUAUCUUCACGUUUGCUGCACUGUCUUUAUGCCUGAUCCAGUGUAUUCAAGCUGACUAAAACUGCCUGUUCAGGAACAAACUUCACCCGCUCGUUUUAUUUUUUUAAUCAGAUAUUUCUGUCGGCAAUUUGAAUAAUUUCAUGUCUGAGUGAUCGCUACGUUUCCAUUAGGCCUACCCGUUUGUUGUUAAAUCCAAUAUCCCAAAACGAAAGCUAUGAUCAUUAAAGUAUAUAUUAGCAGGUCGUCUCAUUUGUGUCUGUAGGCUGUAAUAAAUGCUUGACACUUUCAGACACACAGGCGGUGUCCCAUGACGCUGUCAUUUAUUAAACUGGUGGGAGAUGGGACAUUUUUCCUUCUUAAUCUCAUUUCAGUGCUUGCACCUGUCACAUAUUUUGUAUGUUUUCUCUGUAAUUGAUAUGGCUGGUGGCAUUUGAAGUGUACUUUCAUUUUUAACUGAAUAAUUUUUAUUUGAUCAUGUGGAAAGCGUAUCUCUGCAGCAGAUAUUUAAUGUGAUCUUUUAAUUUGCGCAGGUCUCACGCGUCCAUCUGUCUAAUGUGAUAUGUAUGAAAUUAUUUAUAAUAACCUUUUGGGAGGAAUUGAUUCCCAAACCUUUAUUUAACAGUGUUCCGUUUGUGUUGAAAUCCAUUCAUCUUUAACUUUGAAAAAUGUGUGAUUUACUGUUGCUUAAGACAAAGUGUAAUACGGGAAGGAAUUUACCAGCAAAAAUACAUUCUGCUCUCAUGUACUUGCGUAAAAGAACCAUAGUUUUGUUUUAUUUUCUCAGUUAUCUGCCUUUUUGUGUUAUGCUACAGAAGAUAUACUCGGAGGUAAUUUGGCCAGCUCAUUUGUUGAUGAUGAUGACGAUGACAAUUUAUGAAGACAUACAAAACCAUCGUUUAAGCACCUUAAAAUGUUAUUUCGGGGUUUUUGCAUCAUCCUGUUGCAACGUACCGUGUCUGCCGAUUUCUGCGUGUUUUUUGAAGCCGUAAAUCAGUGGAGCCCGCUCCGCUCAUCCAGUGUUCGUUCCUGCGCGGUAUUGGCUUUUGCCCCAAGGUUAUUUCACCAUCCUAUUCAUCACACAGCCAUCCACAGGGAUGUAACCUCCACUCACUGAGGUAAUAAAUAAUUGAAUGAAAGUGUUGGCAGUAUUUAUUACCAGCAGCAAAAGGGAUGUCAAAAAAUGUGUCUGUAUCUGAGUGCAUGUGUGUGUGUGUGUGUGUGUGUGUGUGUGUGUGUGUGUGUGUGUGUGUGUGAGUGAGAGAGUGAGAGAGUGAGUGAGUGAGAGAGUGAGAGAGUGAGUGAGUGAGUGAGUGAGAGAGAGAGAGAGAGAGACCUGGAAGCAUGGAAGAGUACUGAUUUGAAGUCUGCCAUUUUGUGGACUGACAGUGAUACACAUUGGAGCCUCGUGUCUUCAUGUAGACUGGGCACUGAGUGUGCUUGGCCCAAAUGUCCCACUGGCCCUUAGCCACCCCUCACCGUCUGGAGCUCUAUUCACAUAAACUAUCGGAAGCAAUGCUGUGACGUUCUCACCAUCCAUGUUUCUUACGUUUGUUUUUUUUUUUGUUUUUUGUGCAAUUGUAUAUCUAAUAAAUACUGCCUGAUAUACUGCAA
Conger conger (European conger) is the source of this 7562-nucleotide messenger RNA. RefSeq names its product sorbin and SH3 domain containing 2b (gene sorbs2b). The transcript has 27 exons. Lineage: Eukaryota; Metazoa; Chordata; Actinopteri; Anguilliformes; Congridae. Gene Ontology annotation, cellular component: plasma membrane. Bases 478 to 5259 code for a protein of 1593 amino acids. The record is from RefSeq and is a predicted model, not a curated record. Gene Ontology annotation, molecular function: protein binding.